CAAAGAUGCCGCGAUUUGGCGCCCUGGCGCCCAAGACCAAGAACCUGGUGGUGGCCGGCGGCCUGACCGGGUUCGUCUUCGGCGUCUACUACUACACCAUGCGGGCGGUGGGUGGCACGGAUGAGCUCCAGGUCGCCAUCGACAAAUUCGAGGAACUGAAGAAUACGGAUGAUGUUGCUGCCGUGAACCCGUCUGCCCCAGGAUCAUCAUAG
Messenger RNA from Lolium rigidum, 212 nucleotides. RefSeq lists its product as uncharacterized. The transcript has a single exon. The record is from RefSeq and is a predicted model, not a curated record. Lineage: Eukaryota; Viridiplantae; Streptophyta; Magnoliopsida; Poales; Poaceae. The coding region runs from base 6 to 212 and encodes 68 amino acids.